AUGUGGAAGCUCACUGACCGGAGCUUAGAGAAAAUCAUUCAGCGGGACUUCUUCCCUGAUGUGGAGAAGUUACGAGCGCAGAAGGAAUAUCUGGAGGCCGAAGAAAACGGUGACUUGGAGAAAAUGAGACAAAUCGCUAUCAAGUUUGGUUCCUCCUUGGGCAAAUCGUCAAGGGACACCCCCGCACCCUAUGUUACUCCAGCCACAUUUGAAACCCCUGAAGUGCAUCCAGGUGGUCUUCCGCUCGUGAAUAAACCCAAGGUUGGCAUCAAAGCUGCAGAGGAAGGAGAAGGAGAAAAAGAUGAUAAAGAUGUACUUCCCAGUUUGGACAGCUUCUUAGCAAAACACACGAGUGAAGAUAAUGCUUCAUUUGAGCAGAUCAUGGAAGUGGCUAAAGAGAAGGAGAAAGUCAAGCAUGCUUGGUUGUACAGUGCAGAAGAGGAGUAUGCCCAGCGACAAAAUGAGAACCUGGCACUUCCUUCAGCAGAGCAGCAAGCCCUUGAAAACGUGAAAGCUGGGCUGGAGACCUGGGAGUACACAGCUCGGAAUUCCCUCAUGUAUUAUCCCACAGGUGUACCUGAUGAGGAUGAUGUAUUUAAGAAGCCCAGGGAAGUUGUCCAUCGAAACACCCGUUUUGUGAAGGACCCUUUUAGCCAAGCCUUGAGCAAAUCCCAGCUCCAACAAGCUGCAGCCCUCAAUGCCCAGUACAAACAGGGCAAAGUGGGACCAGAUGGGAAAGAGCUGAUACCCCAAGAGUCUCCAAAAGUGAAUGGAUAUGGAUUUGUGGCUACUCCCUCUCCUGCCCCUGGUGUGAAUGAGUCUCCUCUUAUGACAUGGGGUGAAAUCGAAAGCACCCCUUUGCGUUUAGAUGGUUCAGAAACGCCGUAUGUGGACAGAACACCUGGACCAGCUUUCAAGAUCCUGGAGCCUGGGCGCCGUGAGAGGUUAGGACUCAAGAUGGCCAACGAAGUAGCAGCUAAAAACCGAGCAAAAAAGCAGGAGGCACUUCGAAAAGUCACAGAAAACUUGGCCAGCCUCACUCCAAAAGGACUAAGCCCGGUUAUGUCACCAGCUUUGCAACGGCUAGUAAACAGGACUGCAAGUAAAUAUACUGACAAAGCCCUGCGAGCCAGCUAUACUCCUUCCCCAGCCCAUACUGGAACUCCUGGUUACAAGACCCCAGCAGGUGGGCCUAAUACACCCACAAGCACCCCGCUCUCAAGGACAGUGUCUCAGACACCAGUGUCUCAGGAUACUACAUCAAUCACAGACAACUUACUGCAGCUUCCUAAAAGAAGGAAGGCAUCUGAUUUUUUCUAAGUAGUCCUUUCAUCAUCAAGGCAAUAGUGAAUUGGCUGUACCCAGCUGUGUGCCAACUGGAUUUUGUGAUCCAUCAGUAGUAAGGGGUAUGUAAAUGCAGCUGCCAGAACAGGACCCAGCAGCUGCUAGAUCUGGGACCAGCUCUACUCUAGACCAUAUAUCUGAAGUAGCCUAUGAUGUGCUUUUUGGAAGCAAAAUAUUUCCUACUGUGGUAUAACUUCCCUUUGAACUGCAUGGAUGUGUUACACAGGGCUGCAGCAGCAGAAGGAGGCUUUCUGCAAUGGCAGAGAAGAGUUUGGACUCUUGGAAAACAGCAAGGAUUUUGUGAAGAUAUUUUUCUCGUUUUGACAUGACCCUGUGGACUGCAUUUAAAUACUUCUGUGUACAGAUCUCUCUAUUUAUAAAAUGUGGUAAGCCUUCCUCAAAGGCUGA
This is a messenger RNA of Struthio camelus australis, 1752 nucleotides long. NCBI's taxonomy places the organism in Eukaryota, Metazoa, Chordata, Aves, Struthioniformes, Struthionidae. The record is from RefSeq and is a predicted model, not a curated record.